GCGGAGGGGCACUGGAAAGCUCCGUGUUACCCUAGAACUUAAAAAAAAAAAAAAAACUCCGUGUUUCCACCCCCGUCUGCCUGCAGUGGAAGGGCCCGAGCGGAACCAAAGGGGAAGGGGGCGCUGAGCGCGCCGUGUUUUUCCUCCCGUCUGCCUGGAGUGGAACGGCCCGGGCGGAACCAACGGGCAGCCGCGGGGGCGUUGUGGGCCGUGGCGCGUUCCCCGGGCUCCUCGGCUCUGGGGCACUGAGGAGCCCGAUGCCGGGUUCUGCGCGUCAUUUCCGGUCCCGCGGGCGCCCCGUGAAGCCCACCUGGAUCCGCCAGCCCUGUGCCACUCCCCAGUGCCGAGCUCCGAGCUCCCUCCGCGGCCUCGCGCCCGGCCCCUCCACCGCGAGCCUCUCAGGCCCCGCCCGCAAGCGUCCCUUUGUUGUGAAGACGCCGGGGCUUAGACGGGGGCGCCCGAGCGCGGGGCCUAGCGCUAUGCCUGCGGCGGAGACUGCAUCAGGCUGUCGGUGGGUUCUGCUCGGUGAUCGGUGCUGGGUCCUGCGAGCGUCUGCUUCUGCGCUUUGCCUGGGAGAGGCCCUGGUGGCCUCGUUCCUGGCGCCCGGAGUCCCUGCUGCGGCCCCACCCCCGGGCGGUCACGGUGACCCAUGCUGCCCAGCCUGGAGGUAAAAUCGUUCGUGGUAGUGGCUUCAGCAUGUCGUCCUCGGUGAAAACCCCGGCACUGGAAGAGCUCGUUCCUGACUCCGAAGAGAAGCUGAAAGGCAGGUCGCCUCUCAGCUGGGGCUCUCUGUCUGGUCACCGAAGUGAGAAGAUUGUUUUUGCCAAGAGUGACGGCGGCGCAGAUGAGAACGUACUGACCGUCACCAUCACAGAGACCACGGUCAUCGAGUCAGACUUGGGUGUGUGGAGCUCGCGGGCGCUGCUCUACCUCACGCUGUGGUUCUUCUUCAGCUUCUGCACACUCUUCCUCAACAAGUACAUCCUGUCCCUGCUGGGAGGCGAGCCCAGCAUGCUAGGCGCGGUGCAGAUGCUGUCCACCACGGUUAUCGGGUGUGUGAAAACCCUCGUUCCUUGCUGUUUAUAUCAGCACAAGGCCCGGCUUUCCUACCCACCCAACUUCCUUAUGACGAUGCUGUUUGUGGGUCUGAUGAGGUUUGCAACUGUGGUUUUGGGUUUGGUCAGCCUGAAAAAUGUGGCGGUUUCGUUUGCUGAGACGGUGAAGAGCUCCGCCCCCAUCUUCACGGUGAUCAUGUCUCGGAUGAUUCUGGGGGAGUACACAGGGCUGCUGGUCAACCUCUCCCUCAUCCCAGUCAUGGGCGGGCUGGCGUUGUGCACGGCCACUGAGAUCAGCUUCAACGUCCUGGGGUUCUCAGCCGCACUGUCCACCAACAUCAUGGACUGUUUGCAAAAUGUUUUUUCAAAAAAGCUUCUCAGCGGGGACAAAUACAGGUUCUCGGCCCCGGAGCUGCAGUUCUACACCAGCGCCGCCGCGGUGGCCAUGCUCGUCCCGGCCCGGGUCUUCUUCACGGACGUCCCAGUGAUCGGGAGGAGCGGGAAGAGCUUCAGCUACAACCAGGACGUGGUGUUGCUGCUUCUGACAGACGGAGUCCUGUUCCACCUUCAGAGCGUCACAGCCUACGCCCUCAUGGGGAAAAUCUCCCCUGUGACUUUCAGCGUCGCCAGCACCGUGAAGCAUGCCUUGUCCAUCUGGCUCAGCGUAAUCGUUUUUGGCAACAAGAUCACCAGCUUGUCGGCCGUCGGCACAGCCCUGGUGACAGUUGGGGUCCUGCUCUACAACAAAGCCAGGCAACACCAGCAGGAGGCGCUGCAGAGCCUGGCUGCAGCCACCAGCCGGGCCCCAGAGGACAUGGUGGAGCCGCUGCUUCCACAGGACCCCAGGCAGCAUCCCUGAGAGCAGGAAGCUGCCAGCCGCUGCUGUCCUCAUGACACUGCAUCCCUCGGAAAUGGGCAGGGACGCCCUCCUCCAUGGUCCUGCUGGGGUGCAGGACACGGGGAGCUAAGUUGGCCAUUGCUGCGGCUUUCUCGGUUUGUCGGUGAAGACCAGCAGAAACUCAAACUGGGGAUUCCAGGUAUCAGCUUCCUGGAGUAGAGACCAGACCAGUAGCUGACCGUUGUCAGCUGAGCCCAUCCCCGUGUAAUGUGAAAACAGCCUCUGACGCUCCCAUGCUGGGGGUGCCCACUUCCUCUCUGGAUGGCACCCCAGGGUCCACGGGAAGCCAGAGCUAGGUCCAGUGCCAACGAGAGCUGCUCCCUGCUACAGCCAAGAGAGCACUCAGCUUCCCACACCAGCCAUCGAAGGCGCUUAGGCCCUGGACCGGCUGCAGACUGGCCCUGGGCAUGAGGCCACACAGCAGGGCCGACAGGAGGGGACAGAGUGCCCUGGAAGGGCCUCCUGCUGCCACAGUGGGCACUCAGAACUUCUCCCCAUCUGACCCAGGGCUGUGGGCAUCCUCAGACUAUCCCAGAGGCAUCGCAAGCCUCAAGCUUCAGCAUUGCAUGCUCAAGGGCUAUGACCACGGAGGCUGUUCAGUCGCUUCUGUUCAGAGGAAGGCCCCCUACCUCUUCCACACCCUGCCCUCCUAUCCCUUCCACACCCUGAGCUGCGUGAGCCCCCACCAUUCCCCCAGAGGACACCUUGCCCUCCUAUCCCUUCCACACCCUGGGCUGCGUGAGCCCCCACCCCGGGGUGCCCUGCCCGUCACCUUCCACAUCCUGGGCUGCGUGAGCUCCCCACUUUGGGGUGCCAUGCCCAUCACCUUCCACACCCUGGGCUGCAUGUGCCCCCCACUCUGGGGUGCCCCCUGCCCAUCACUUUCCACACCCUGGGCUGUGUGAGCCCCUGCCCGCCUCCCCCCAGGGGGCACCCUGCCCCCCUACCCCUUCCCCACCCUGGGCUGCAUGAGCUCCCCCCAACCCCAGGGCACCCUGCCCUCCUACCUGUGGUGGUUUCCAACCCUGAGGUUGAGGACAAACCUCUCUUGUUUAACUUGGGAGGAGAUGUGUACAUUCCUUUUCUUCUUUGGACUCCGAGUAUCAGGCAGGCUGUUCUGAGGUCCCCAUGGGCUGAGCCUGUCUGUCCUCCCUCAGAGCCCACUGUUCCUAAUCUCAUCAUCUAGCACCUGUCCGGUUCCCCAUGUGAGCCUUGGGCAGGAAACUGCAGUGUUGAUGGUUUGGGUUACGUGGCGUUUACCUGGGCGCCGUCCUUGCUGAAAAAGGAAGCGUCCGCACUGAAUGUUUCUGGGGCACGUGGUGUGUGUCAGGCGCCCACCCCGUCCCACUCUCCCCAAGGGACAGUAGUACUGCAUGCUGGGGCCACCAGCCAGCUCAACUCAUCCUCCUCAGUGUCACGCACCCCCGAGGGCACAGGAGGCCUGAGGAGUGGCUACUGGAGUUGUGUAUUGGGCAGAGGCUUCUGACCAUGUCCGAGCUCUUUACCCCCAAUCUCGCAGCCGGCGGAUUCCCAUGCCCGGUGCAGCCUGUUGCCAGCCAGCCUUUGAGACCCAGAGCUCCAGGGCUUGUCAGAGGCAGCAUGGGGCUCCAGUGGUCCCGAGUCUCAUUUCCCUGCCUGCUCUUUAGGCCUUUGGCACCCAUGGUCACUUCACUGGUUUUCCAUUUGGCCUCUCACCUGGGAAAUACAAAAAUAGCCCCUCGUAAAGAUAAAAUCGUUCAGAAACAGA
This is a messenger RNA of Nomascus leucogenys (northern white-cheeked gibbon), 3700 nucleotides long. RefSeq names its product solute carrier family 35 member E2B (gene SLC35E2B). Gene Ontology annotation, molecular function: antiporter activity. The record is from RefSeq and is a predicted model, not a curated record. NCBI's taxonomy places the organism in Eukaryota, Metazoa, Chordata, Mammalia, Primates, Hylobatidae. Gene Ontology annotation, cellular component: Golgi apparatus.